AUUCACAUUAUGAUAUCUAUGGGCGCUAGACAAUCUAGUAGGUACACGCUUAACUUCAGUUGCUUCAUAAGGUAGGUACUCAACUUCAAAUAUCAAAAAUAAAUAAAAAAAACUGCAUCUCACAGAACGACAUUUAUUUAUAAAUUUUAUUAUUCAAAAUAAUAUUAAGAAUAAUUAAGUUUCAAAAUAUAAUACUGGCAUUACCGUUUAAAUAUUCAGUGUUAUUAUCUAUGAUUACAUACCGUUAGCGUCUAAUCUAAUUUGACGUUGCCAAAAUUCCGAGACCAACUUUUCGAUGUACGAACAAAAUUUUUGCGAAAUGAUUAAUUAAAUACUAUUGAAAUUUAUUAAUAGACAAAAUCUAAAUCUUAAGUGAAAAACAUUUAAUGCUAAAUUAUCAAGUUUGAAAGCAAAAAUGGGGGAUAAAACUGAAAACAAAAAAGAUCAGGAUGAUAAGGACAAAAGAGUAAAAAUUCAAGUUGAAGGAGAGGAUGAAACAGGUGAAGGCGAAAUGAGCCGUAAAAAAAUGAAAAGAUUUCAACUGCCCAAUUUGCCUCGCUGGUGGCAGGCAAAAGUGAUACAAUAUGCCUUUGCCCACCCGCACGUCCGUGCGCGGCUGGAGAAGCACAUGGGAUCAAACCUGGUGCGGCUCACGGACAAGAACUACAUGACCGAAUUGGAAGAAAGAAUUAGAGCUGUCAACGAAGAAAAUUUGAACAAAAGAAUCUCUAGCAGAGUGCUUGAUGAGAUGGAAAGACUGAAAAGAUUGAUCCUUGUUGGAAAAACCCCGCUAAAGGAGUGUCCUCCUGAACUUUUCCACCACCCAGUAUUUGUGUUCUGGAGAAUGGUUAACAGGGAAGUUGCAAGAGCAUCAAAAAAACGUGCCGAUGCCUAUUACAGGAAACUGAAAGCUUCCCAGAAAUUCGAUCAAUCGAUGGAUGAGGAAGAUGCCGGCGAGGAAGCUGAAGAGGAAUGUGAACAAAUGACUGCCGAACAGCUACUGGCUAAAUGUCGUGAAGAAAUAGAAGAACAAAAACAGUUAGACAUAGAAAAGGGCGUACGAUUUACUGACGAACAAUUCGCACUCAUGAAAUAUGAAACUAACGACGUUAAGACAUUGAAAAAUUUAACGACCGUCGAUGAGCUUUAUGCGUUGGCUGACAAAAUUAUUGGAUCGAAACGUCUUUGAAAUCGCACUUAAAGAGAAAAGAUUUAUAACAUUGAUAUACUUUUCUUUUGUUAUGACUUAAAGUUGAACACCUACUACAUUUUAAGUGAUAAAAUUUAAUCACGUAUUGCGUGUAAGAGAAACAUGUUUUGUAUUUAAUAUAGAAAAAAAAAACAUCCUACAUA
This is a messenger RNA of Bombyx mori (domestic silkworm), 1353 nucleotides long. RefSeq lists its product as uncharacterized. NCBI's taxonomy places the organism in Eukaryota, Metazoa, Arthropoda, Insecta, Lepidoptera, Bombycidae. The record is from RefSeq and is a predicted model, not a curated record. The transcript has 6 exons. Bases 416 to 1189 code for a protein of 257 amino acids.